This is a messenger RNA of Pedinophyceae sp. YPF-701, 576 nucleotides long. The record is from the annotation of a GenBank genome assembly. NCBI's taxonomy places the organism in Eukaryota, Viridiplantae, Chlorophyta, Pedinophyceae.
AUGCCGGGCGCCAUGCGCGCCUGCGUCCUGCUGUUCGCGCUGCUCGCGUCGCUCGCGCUGGCGGCGGGCGCGGAGCCGGUGGCGGGCCCGGACGUGGUGCGGGAGAUUCAGCACAAGGUGGACGAGCGCACGGGGCGCGUGCUGCGAUACGAGCCCGGGCACGAGCCGUACCGCGAGGACGCUGGGAUGCACCAGGCCUGGAACCCGGCGCGGCUGAACCUGGCGGUGCAGCGCCAGGACAGGAAGGCCUCGGUGGUGUUUGGGGCUGAGGGCAUGGAGGAGAGCCUGAAGGAGGACGGGCGCGGGCGGCGGAUGGAGGAGCUGUCGAGCUCGGACAGAGUGGGCGUCUGGCUCAUCAUAUGGCACGAGGACGCCGCGCGCGAGGAAGCGGACGCGACGUGCAGGUACGUCGAGGACGAGCUGGGCGGCACGUGCAGCGUGGACUACUUCCUGGAGUCGGGGCUCGCGGGCCCGGUCAAGCAGGGGCAGCUCACCCUGCCAGCAAAGGCCGUGUCGCACGUGAGCGACAAGUUCGGCAGCACGGUCAAGGUGAUCCAGUUCGAGGAGUUCGCCUGA